GAACGCAGCAAUUGGUUUACACAAAUCCUGUCCGUUAAUCGCUGCUCGCGCUUCUCACACCGGCUCGGCUCGGCUCGGAGGGAUUCAGACCGAUUCAGACAUCAUGCCUGAUGCAGUCAUCUGUGGGUGGUGACAAACUAUAGCUAUAGCGUGAAUAUACAAUCAGUGUGACAAACACGCGCACACACACAGCGGUGGAGGAACGGAGGACGCAGCUGCUGCUCGAUGGCGAUGAAAAUGGAUUUAAGUGCGACCAUAAAGCAAAUGGAGACGGGAGAGCAAGACACUGCUCUGACGGCUCUGCAGAGCUACAACAAGGAGAUGGACCACUGCUUUACAUUCUGCAAGGAAGACGAGCAGGAGAGAGAGCUUCUGGGGGCGUUGGUGGUCGGUUUCCUGAAUAGGGAGUUGCAGCCUUCCUGUCAGCUGGCCUGUCUAGAAACAGUUCGAAUCCUGACCAGAGACAAACACUGCUUGGAUUCCUUCAUCAGCCGCUCUGCCAUGUCCACUCUUGCCCGCUACGCUGGCAUUGCCGUCGUGGCCGGUACUGGUGCACCUGACCACAACCAGCUGGUGGAGGGCCAAGUGGAGGGUGAGGGAGGAGAGAGGGAAGAGGCAGCAGAAUUAUCCAGCGAGGUGGAGAAGGAGGCCUCCCCUCCUUCAGAGAACUCUGACCAGGAAGUGAUCGUCGAGGCUCUCAAGUCCAUCAGUAACAUCCUGCUGCACAACGAGACAGGACAGGCGGUAGCAGCAGAUCUACAGCUGAUAAAGGGCGUGGCAGAGAGGCUGAAGCAGUGUCAUGAUCCCACCUGGAUCCAUGAGGUGCGUUUCUUUGACCUGCGUAUCACCUUCCUGCUGACUGCCCUGAAAGUGGACGUCAGGGCACAGCUGGCUCAGGAGCUUCACGGCAUCAGUCUGCUAGGCAACCAGUUGGAUGCUGCUCUGGGUCUGUGUUGGCCAGAUACACUGGAGACAGCCAGGGCAGGGUUCGAGGACGUCCCACCCGAACAACUGCCCCCACUGAGCCGGGAGAAGACAGAACUAGCCAUGGAAAUACUGAAAAUACUGUUCAAUGUCACGUUCAACACGGCCAGGCGCAAGGUCGACGAGGAAGAGGCAGCAGAGUACAGACAUUUGGGAGCCAUACUGAGACACUGUCUAAUGAGCCAAGCGGACGGAGACGAGCGGAACGAGGAGUUCCACAGUCAUACUGUUAACCUGCUAGGCAACCUCCCUCUGUCCUGUUUGGAUGUACUGUUGUUGCCCAAAGUGCAACAAGGCUCCAUUGAGUACAUGGGGGUCAACAUGGAUGCCGUCCACAUGCUGCUGGAAUUCAUGGAGAAAACACUUGACCGGGGACAUAAGCUGAGGGAGACCCUUCUCCCAUCGCUGAACUUGCUGACCGAGAGUGCCCGAAUCCACCGAGAGACCAGAAAGUUCCUCAGGUCAAAGGUGCUGCCCCCACUGCGUGAUGUGAAGAACCGGCCAGAGGUGGGCGAUGCUGUGAGGAACAAACUAGUCCGUAUUAUGACACACAUUGACACUGACGUCAAGGACUGUGCUGCCGAAUUCCUCUUUGUUCUCUGCAAAGAAAGUGUUUCAAGGUUCAUUAAGUACACUGGAUACGGUAAUGCUGCCGGUCUGCUGGCUGCCAGAGGACUGCUUAGGGGGGGCAGAGACUCUGGGAUCUACUCUGAAGAUGAAGAGUCCGAGACAGAGGAGUACAGAGAGGCCAAGGCCCAAAUAAACCCAGUAACAGGAGCUGUAGAGGAGGAGCAGCCCAACCCCAUGGAGGGAAUGACAGAGGAGCAGAAAGAAAUAGAAGCCAUGAAGCUGGUUCGCAUGUUCGAUAGACUGUCAAGGACCAAUUUGAUCCAGCCCAUGCAGCUCGGUAUGGACGGGAAGAUGAGCGAGAUUCCUCCAGAGGAUCUACACAAACUGGCCCACAAUCCUUCGUUCCAGCCAGAGCAAGAGCCACGAAAUUCAGACAGCGAAGACGAGGCUCAGUAAUCACAGAAGCACAACGGCACAAAGCGAUUCAGUUACCGUGACAGCCGCGGAACACCUGUCUCAUUAUUUUAUUUAUUCACGUCACACGGCCGCCCAGCCGGUUCCUGCUCACUUAUUCUGAUGGGAGGUGAAAAACGGGAAGUUGUUUUAGUCCAUGAGCCUGACCCCCCAAAAUUUGGCUGUCGUGCCACUUUGGAGGGACCAAAUCUCAUAGUGAUUUUUUGGACUAAAGGUCUAUGUCCCUAGCGUUGGAUUACGACUGUUGUUUUUCAUAAAGAUGUUUUAUUUUUAGAAGUGAAAUGUAAAACUGAAGACAGAUUAGUAAUAAUUCAGAUUUAAAAAAAUGAAAUUCACAUUAUAUAUCAAAUGUAUCCUCCUUUAUAUUGUUAUUGUAUAGCUGACUAUCAUGGACUAUAAUAUACAUUAAAUGUGAUAUUAAAUGAUGAA
Molecule: messenger RNA, 2457 nt
Organism: Sebastes umbrosus (honeycomb rockfish)
Lineage: Eukaryota; Metazoa; Chordata; Actinopteri; Perciformes; Sebastidae
Gene: ric8a
Product: RIC8 guanine nucleotide exchange factor A
Exons: 14
Coding region: 226-2010 (594 amino acids)
Biological process (GO): G protein-coupled receptor signaling pathway
Cellular component (GO): plasma membrane; cytoplasm
Molecular function (GO): G-protein alpha-subunit binding; guanyl-nucleotide exchange factor activity
Source: RefSeq, a predicted model, not a curated record